AAUCCAUCAAGUAAAAAUCAAAGACUAAAAGAAGUCACCAGUCUUCGACAUCUCAAUUCUCAAAUUCUUACAGAGAAGAACAAAGCAGAAGGAAAAUGGACGAAGAAGAAUUUCGACGCCUUCUCGAUCUCUUCCCUGUGGUCCGAUCUCGCGAUUACCAUUAUGACUCGGACCCAUCAAGGCAAUCAACUUCUCGGCCACCGCAAAAUGCCGCGGUUAAAAAGUGGGAGGAUGAGUGGGAAGAGAAAGAAGGAGAUAAGAAGGAAAUUUCAAAUCAAGAUAAUGAUCUACAUGAUGCAUUUUGGGAGAAGCUAAUGUUGGCAGUCGAGAGGAAGGGCCAACUUUGUUGUGUUGCUGGAUUUGUAGGUGGGAGCUUCAGAGGCAAAGAGAUUUUGCAGCGCGUUCAAACAAGUUCAUAGGCGACUAGUAUAUGAAGAGCUUAGUUUGGAUGCUGCCCGUAGCUUUAUAAACUCAACUAGUUCUGGGGAACGGUUCUUUUCCUAGCUGUAAUUUUUCUCAUUUGGAUCAUUAGUAGUUGCUGAAUAUUACUUCAAAUCAAACGAGAUCUAAUUUUGUUUACAAAAUUGAUCAUCAAUGUAUCAUGUGUAACUAUUUUUUUUUCUUUUUUUAGAAUGCGUAAAUUUACCUUUGUACUUUUCACAGAUAAAUAUUUUGGCAUCAUCACCUUUUACUUUAAUCUAUUAAAGAUUUCAAUUUA
Messenger RNA from Jatropha curcas, 718 nucleotides. Its product is annotated as octanoyltransferase. Lineage: Eukaryota; Viridiplantae; Streptophyta; Magnoliopsida; Malpighiales; Euphorbiaceae. The record is from RefSeq and is a predicted model, not a curated record.